AUGAUGUCGCAGUUGUGUGCCUCCGAUGUCCUCGCCUACGACUACUGCGGCUACGGCUUCAGCGAGGGCGAGCCCUCGGAGGAGAAUUGCAUUCAAUGCAUCGACGCAGCCUAUGCAUACUUGCUGCAGCACUUCGCGCCUAACCGCAUCGUCCUCUUCGGGCGCUCGAUCGGAACAGGACCCACGGUGGACUUGGCAGUGCGCCAUCCCGAAAUCCGAGGAGUCAUCCUUCAGAGUCCGAUCGAGAGCUGUGGUCGCGCCGUCUUCGGGAAUCUGGCGUCUUGGGUGGGCUACAGGAUGGACCUCUUCCGGAAUUACGAGAAGGUGGACAAGGUAGAAUGCCCAGUCCUGGUGAUGCAUGGAACGGACGAUGACAUCGUCCCGAUUGAGAGUGGCAUGGCCAUCCAGGAGGCCUGCAGAAAAGCUGUCGAGCCGCUUUGGCUGGAGGGCUACGGCCACAACGACCUUCCAAACGAGAUCUGCCUGAGGCGGGUGCGAGAAUUCAUGGACCAGAUGGAUGGCCUCUCGUGGGGUUGGAACAUCUUCGUGACGAACCUUGCCACUCACAUCUCCGUGAACCUUUGA
Symbiodinium sp. CCMP2592 is the source of this 585-nucleotide messenger RNA. The record is from the annotation of a GenBank genome assembly. Lineage: Eukaryota; Dinophyceae; Suessiales; Symbiodiniaceae.